This is a messenger RNA of Danaus plexippus (monarch butterfly), 5714 nucleotides long. RefSeq names its product thrombospondin type-1 domain-containing protein 7A-like. The coding region runs from base 151 to 3906 and encodes 1251 amino acids. The record is from RefSeq and is a predicted model, not a curated record. NCBI's taxonomy places the organism in Eukaryota, Metazoa, Arthropoda, Insecta, Lepidoptera, Nymphalidae. The transcript is spliced from 29 exons. Gene Ontology annotation, cellular component: extracellular matrix. Gene Ontology annotation, biological process: cell adhesion.
CCGCGCGCCGCCGGCUCGUUGUAUCGUGUCUCUGGCGGGUUAACAAAUAAUAACAUACCCUUGCAAUAUUGUCAAAACAAUUGCAAUUUGAAUAACUGAUUUUAUACACAAUGCAUAUGAAGUUAGGCUAGAUAAGGAGACGUCUUGAAGAUGCAUACAUUAGUGAUAUUGCUGCUUGCAGCGGCAGUUGCAGCUGAUGAAGUUACCGACCCAAACAGCCUUCUAGAUCCGGCUCCAGAGCCGGUGGUCAUUGAAGGAGAGUACACGGUGUAUGUGGGCACAUGGACAGAAUGUAGUACUGGCGACGGAGAUCAAGCUAAGUCUUUCGACAGAUAUAACGCUCGUCUGGAAUCCGAUUCUCUGGUGCACACUCCACGUCUGGGACUUCAGAGACGUCAAGUGCAAUGUCGGAGAAAAGAUGGCAGAUUUGUAGAAGCUCUGUACUGCGGGAUUGCCAUAGCAAACAUCGGCACAACUCGCGUGUGCGUGAUGCGUGAGGACUGUUCCUUGGCUGAGUGGUUGCCAUGGCGACCAAGAUCUGAUGGAGCUCUAGUAAGAACAAGACGUUUACGAAGACUGUCACAAGGCGGAGGCAAAGAAUGCGACGUGGUUGAAGAAGUACGACCUACUGUUUUGGAGACUACGGCACAUUGGACUCCGGGUCCUUGGGGACCAUGCCGUGUUGCUGUGGAACAAGCGGCCACUGCUGCACCAACUGAUGAUGACGAUGACGCGGAUGACAAUGACGCGAUUUACGACGAGGAUGACGAGAGUGACGAAAGCGAGCAGUCAAGCUGUGGGGGCGGAGUGCAGCGACGUGCUGCGACCUGCGUCCGGGCAGACGGGCGAGCGUUGCACGACGCGCAGUGUGCUCAUGCAGUUAUGCCCACACUCGUGCAACCUUGCGAGGUACCUUGCCCACGUGAUUGUGAAGUUGGAGAAUGGAGUGAAUGGGGUGCCUGUCAGCCUACUGACGGAUGUCCUCUUUACCCAGUACAACAACUCACAACUACUGGGUACAGCGUACGUCGUCGAAGAGUAACAGCAGCAGCAUCCGGUGGAGGGGCGCCAUGUCCUCCUCUAGAAGAAAAACGCACUUGCACUACACCAAGAUGUGCUGCGUGGAAAGCACUGCCGUGGGGCCCCUGUGUAUUGACUCAACCCCAUACUAGUUGCGGACCAGGCCGACGUACCAGAGAACUUAGAUGCAUGGGACACGAUGGAAAGGAAGCUCAACGAGCGUGGUGUAACACUGGCGCUCCACCACGCAGUGAACGAUGUCGUAUCGCUUGUCCGGGAGACUGUGUAGUGUCUGCAUGGGCGGAGUGGUCACCUUGUUCAGCGAGUUGCGUCGCCCCCGGACAUGCACGACCCACGCGUACUAGACGCAGACAUAUACUUGCCCACGCUGCACCAAAUGGCUGGCCCUGCCCAUCUGAAGACCAACUGAUUCAAAACGAGACAUGCAACACCCACGCUUGUGCCACUUAUUCCUGGCUUGCAACGCCUUGGGGACCUUGUGAGCGUCGCCGGCAAGAUUUCAUACCGGCUACCAAUUACACAGAUCUUCUGGAUAAUGAACCGUUCAAUGAAAGCGAUGACGAAGAACCUUGUAUUGAAGAAGGUGAAAUGAGCAGAGACGUUAUGUGUGUUCAGAAUAAUGCUGACGUUGUCAGAGAAGCUCUAUGUGCUCCAUUACGUCGCCCAGCGUCCCGUCGGGCGUGUACUGUAAGAUGUCGUCGAGGUUGCAGGGUUGAAGCUUGGAUGCCCUGGUCUCCAUGUCCUGAUACUUGUGACCCUGGUAAGCAGGUCCGCGUUCGCACCGUCCGAGGUGGUCCGAACUGCGGUCCGUUGCAGGAGACACGCGACUGUCCCGUUUCGAGGUCGUGUCGUUCCCGUGAGGCUGUCUGGGUCGCCGGGGAGUGGAGUACCUGUAGAUUACCGCCAGGACAACGCUGUGGAGUUGGCUAUAGGAUUAGAAGUAUCUGGUGCGGCUCGGACUCUCACCGCGUCGAGGCCGGCGCAUGUGCUGGUGCCCGGGUGCCGCCCGCUGCAGCAGCCUGCAGCGUCACAUGCGACACCAUCGUACCACUCACUUGUGAUAUCAUAUGUUCAGAUCCCCUAAAAUACUUGGAUGCCUCUGACCCCGACGUACCCUCAUGCGUCUGCAAGAAUGUCUCAUUGGAACUGUUACCCGCUGAUUCAGACUGUAUUCUUCCACCUGGAAUUGAAUGCGGUGAAGGGAGAUCACUGCGGGCAGCUCGUUGUUUAGUUGGAAGACGUGAUGUACCCAUGGAUGUUUGUAGAAAAUACCAUCCCCUUACAGGACCACGUCGCGUUCGUGAAGCAGCAACAGACGGCUUCACAUAUGAUGAGGAAUUCACAUCUUUAUUACGCGGUGCAUGUAGCGUGCGGUGUGCGAGGGACUGUGCGGUCGGGGCGUGGGCUGCCUGGGGACCGUGUGCUGCUGAGCCGGGUUCCAGAGCUGCUUUCAGGUUCCGCACCAGGGAAGUAAUAGAGGAAGGUUCGGCUGGUGGUCGUGAAUGUGGCGCCACAUUGCAGCGCUCUACGUGCGUUGUGACUGAGCCACGAUGGAUACUGGGCGAGUGGUCUGUGUGCGCUCCGAGACGAGCUCUGUGUGGACGAGCCAUUAUCAAUAGGACUGUUAUGUGCAUAGAUGCGGAUGGGAAUAAAUUGGAGGACACACAGUGUGAGGCGGCCGGCGCUGGUCCUGCGCCCUCUCGCGAUGCGACAUGUCGGGCUCCGUGCCCUUCUGACUGUGUUGUCAGCUCUUGGUCAGACUGGAGUCCAUGUGAACAGACGAAAUGGGGCGGUCGUCGUGAUAGGACUCGUGUGGUUCUCCGCGCGGCUGCUGAGGGCGGGACUGCCUGCCCUCACCUGGUGGCUGCGGAGCCUUGUUCACCACACGCCUACUCCUGGCACGUGGCACCCUGGGAUGACUGUCAACCGCUGGGUGGGUCUCCGUGUGGGGAAGGAACAAAAAGAAGAGCUGUACGUUGCCUUCGCAGCGAUGGUGUUUUCGUAAAUGAUUCAUUCUGUCCGAACGCAACGGCAUCCGAGGCUCGGGAGUCAUGGUGCUACGUUCCAUGUGGCGUAGACUGUGAGGUUGGAGAGUGGGGACCUUGGGACGCCUCCGCCUGCUCCUGUGGGGACGCAGUCACAGCACGCCACAUGAGACGGAUACGUCAACACUUGACGGCGGCUGUAUGGCCGGGUCGCGCGUGCCCUCCCACUGAGCAACGAGCUCCCUGCCCGCGAGAACCAUGCUUGAGACUCGUCGCUAGACCGCUAUUAGGAUGUCAUGUACAAACGUCAUCAGGAGAAGAAGCUGAUAAUGCAUGCGGAUGGGGAGUGAAGUUAUCUCAUGCAAGAUGUGAACUGACUAGCAUCAACGAUGAACCGUCAUCAGGAGCCUUCUUACAACCCUGGAGAUGUGCCUCCGCUCUACCGGGACGCAUCGUUACACCGCCAAUGCAUCAUCAGGAGGACGAGGAGUGUGAAGUCGAGUGUGGAUGCCAGGAAUCUGAGCUGGGGCAGCCGGGUCCGUGGGGCGCUUGGGGCGGCUGCCGUGGUGGGGCACGUUCGAGGACACGUACACUACUGGUACCACCCCGAAGAGCCUGCAGAACAUCCUCCAGAUACAUAACAAUCGAGUGGUCCAACUGCACGGAGGAGGCUUCGGAGGUGACAGCUGGUGGUGACGGAACGCGAGGCGCCUGGCUUUCAGAACACUACCAUGACGGAUAUAUAGAGGGAAGUACUUCAGUGUUGGCGGUAGUGUGGACUGCGACCAUAAUACUCAGCUUGUAUGGCGCGUUCAUGCUCUAUCGUGGACUUCUAAGAUGCAUCAGAAGCAGAAAAAUGAAGAGCAUCACUAAAGUGUAAACAGCUGGAAAAUGUUUGCAUUCAGUUGUAAAGAGAAAGUGUUUCGGAGUUAUCUUGGAUUAGACUUGGAUUAUGUUACAUUCUCCAAUUUGACAUUCCAUUGUUGUUUCGUUUCUGUUGUUUUGUUGUCGCUGUUGUUUGAUGAUUAAGUUUUGUUUCCACGUGUUUAGCGAUGUGUGACAUCAAUUAUAAUAAAAGUUUCUGCUCAUUUAUCGUUCCUUCUUAUAUAAUUGAAUCUGUAACCGUAUCAUAUCAUAGUAUUAACUAUCGUAAUCGGUGUUCUAGUACUUCAACAUCACAGCCAGCAAACAGUCUGUCCGCAAGAGUGCUUCCAUGUUUUUACGACGUAUAUGAAAAUGCUAAUUUAGACGAUUUAUAUGUCACCGUACAUUUAGCCAUGAUUUGUACGGGCUUUCGGUUUGACAAUAUUAAGAGCUGUAGCUACGAAGGUGGCUUAGGAGUUGUCGUACUUAGCUUAGAAUUGAGGGUAAGGUUGCGUUUAUAUCAGAGUUGUGCGAGGAUGAGCUGACAGAUUUACAUUUGAAGGUAUACUUUAUUCCGAAAGUAUUGAAUUUAUUAUUAUUACUUUCAAAAUAAAGUAAACCGUUCGUCUGGCUACAACUACCUCGCAUUUCUUUAAUAGAAACAAAGCCUUAAGCGUUAUUAGAAUGAUAAAACUUCGGACGUUGACUGGUUUCCCGUUAAAACGUGUGCAUAAAUCUAUUCUACUUAUAUUACGAAAGAGACUUGUGACAAUUAUUUUGAUAUGGUGUUUAAAGUGUAUUAUUUUGUUUUUGUUAUUUAAAAGGAAAUUAAAUUUUGAUACUACAUUUGCUAUAGUAAUAAACAAAGAAUUUUUUGCACCAAUAUUUAUUCUUUAAAGCCUUUGGAUUUUUUUAUUUACAACAUUUAUUUGUUUUGAUAUUAUGUUAUAAGACGAUUUUGUUUCGAAAGAAUAGAAGAACUGUCGGAUAUGAACGCAAGGCUAAUAAGUAGCGACCAAAUAGACGAGACACAUCAUAUCACAUAUCAAUAUAUCUCUUCGUAGUUCAACUGCUGUGGUUCUUCUCUAGCCCACAGCAGGCGGUAUACUAACAACGCUUGAAAGUCAUCUGAAACUCUUAGAGCUUUGGCGCACAAAACUAAACAUUAUUAUAGAUUUUAAGCGCUAACAUAACCCAUGAUAUUUGAUUGUAAUCAUGUAUAACACGUUUAGUAGAUUUUGCAUUUAAGCCAUGUAUCGUGUCAAGUAUAUAGGUGAGUGUGUUCUUUCUUGCGUACUACUACUUUCUUGCGUAGUGUUUCUUUAAACUCUCUUCAUAAACAAUCACAUUUAUAGUUUAGUUUCUAUACUAUUUAUAAUUGAUUGCUAUUUUUCUUACUCAUAUUUACAUCUACACCUUGUUCCUUCAUGACAAUAUAGAAUUAAAUCUUUUAUAUUCUAUGACUAUAUUGUAACUUUUUAUUGUAACUGCUAAUAUCUGUACUUCUUAUUUCGUUCGUGUAUGUUUAGCACGAGUUUGCGUCACACUGCGUAUGAAGCGUCUAACGUUUGACAUUCCAAAAACGUCGUUAAUAAUACAGCGAGAGGAUUUACGAAUGGAGACCUUUCACGCGCGGUAAGCAGUGUGAUGUAAGCUUGGAGUAAGCGUAUCGUCUUCUUCAUCUGUACCUACGUUCUUACGAUGUGUAACCGUAUUAUAAUUAUGUCAGUAUAUUAUGAUAUUGAUGUGAAACAUGAUAGUUAAGGAAUCGUGUUAGACAAUACCAUAUUUGAUAUUUAAUAAAAUUUGAUUGUGUUUUACAUA